AGACUCGCCAUGCAAUCAGUCUGCCUUUAACAUUCGAUCGACGCUCGUUUCUUACUGACUGUCAUAGUGUCGCGACAAAUUAUAUUUUGACAAUUGUUUGGCUGAAUGAAGUCUUUUGCAUCGACUUGUUUUUUUUUAAAUAAGUCAUAUUCGUUCAUUUUUUCGCGCCAAAAAAAAUAAGAUUCUAGUUUGUGGGUUUAAGAUCUAGUGUGCGUUAAUUUUAAAUUAUAUCGAACAAUAUUAUAGAUAGUUUGAAGUUUCAAAAUGGUGCACACGAUAGCAAUUACAAAUAUUCCAAUUGGACUUGAAGGAACUGUGCGGGAUGGGGUACCCGACGGGGAUUCUGACCAAGAUGCAGAGAGGAAGGGUAACGUGACGUAUGGAAUCGACGAUAUACCAUCAUGGUAUCUAUGUAUCUUCAUGGCUUUACAGCACUAUCUAACCAUGAUCGGCGCUAUAGUGGCGAUCCCAUUCAUUCUGUGCCCGGCUCUCUGCAUGGCGGAGACUGACCCGAACAGAUCCAACAUCAUAUCGACCAUGAUAUUUGUAACUGGACUUGUGACAUGGCUUCAAGCGACAUUCGGAUGUCGUCUCCCGAUCGUGCAAGGUGGGACCAUCUCCUUCUUAGUCCCGACCCUCGCCAUCCUGAACUUGCCGGAGUGGCAAUGCCCGAAGCCAGAGGUGUUGGCCGCCAUGACUGCUGAAGAGCAACAGCAGGUGUGGAUGUCCAGGAUGUGCGAGCUGUCCGGGGCGAUAGCUGUGUCCGCGCUCUUUCAGGUGUUCUGUGGCUACUUCGGUGUGAUAGGAUCCUUGCUGCGCUUCGUGACUCCGCUGACGAUCGCGCCGACGGUGGCGCUGGUGGGGCUCACGCUGUUCGAGCACGCUGCCGAAGCCGCGUCCCAGCAGUGGGGGAUUGCCGCUGGAACGUUUACACUGCUGACAAUAUUUUCACAAUGCAUGACCAAUGUGAACAUACCGACUAUAACGUGGAAGAGCGGCAAAGGAUUCACCAUAGUCUGGUUUCCACUCUUCAAACUGUUUCCCGUACUGCUAACAAUAGUGAUCAUGUGGGCGCUGUGCGGGAUCCUCACCGUGACGGGAGUGUUCCCGCCGGAACACCCCGCCCGCACCGAUGUCAAACUCAAUAUCAUUGAAGACGCGCCCUGGUUUAGGGUGCCUUAUCCCGGCCAGUGGGGCGUCCCAACGGUGAGCGUUGCGGGCGUGCUGGGCAUGCUGGCGGGCGUGCUCGCCUGUACUGUGGAGUCCAUCAGCUACUACCCCACCACUGCCAGGAUGUGCGCGGCGCCCCCUCCACCACUACACGCCAUCAACCGCGGUCUGGGCACGGAGGGGCUGGGGACGGUGCUGGCGGGGCUGUGGGGCUCCGGCAACGGGACCAACACCUUCGGGGAAAACGUCGGCGCCAUCGGGGUCACUAAGGUGGGUUCCCGGCGCGUGGUGCAGUGGGCGGCGCUGCUGAUGGUGGUGCAGGGCGUGGUGGGCAAACUCGGGGCUGUGUUCAUCAUCAUCCCGCAGCCCAUCGUGGGGGGACUGUUCUGUGUCAUGUUCGGCAUGAUCACUGCCUUCGGUCUGUCAGCCCUGCAGUACGUGAACCUGAACAGCUCGCGCAACCUGUACAUCAUCGGGUUCAGCACGUUCUUCCCGCUGGUGCUGACGCGCUGGAUGUCGGCGCACAGCGGCGCGCUGCGCACGGGCGCGGCGCCGCUCGACGCCGCGCUGCAGGUGCUGCUGUCCACCUCCAUACUGGUCGGCGGCGUCAUCGGGUGCACGCUCGACAACUUGAUACCUGGUACGGAUGAGGAGCGCGGUCUGGCGGCCUGGGCUAAGGAGAUGUGUCUGGACGCGGCGGGCGCCAGCGAGCACGGCGACACGUACGACUUCCCAGUUGGGAUGUCCUACAUACGACGAUGGACUUGGACUGAAUAUCUGCCGUUCAUGCCGACGUACAAGGCUGGGAAGUUCACCGACUUAUUCAGAAAGAAACGGAUGUAGAUUACUUUGGUCAAUUUAAAGUAUCAAGAUAAUGUUGAAGAAUCAGAUCAGAUGGAUGAAAAGAAAGGUUCCUGUCUUAAAAAAUAAAGCUUUGUUAACGGAGUACAAAUAUUGUGCUCAAAAACUUUUAUUAGGGACAUGAUUAUGAUUCGCUGUAUAAAAAUAUAAAAGAUAGUAGUUAUAGAUAUACUUGACUGCACGGAUAGCCGAGUGGCUGAGUUCACCACACCAAACCCAUGCUAAGCUAUGUCUUGUGGGUUAGGUGAAAUUUCUUAUUGAGGGAGUCGUUAAAAAAAAAUCUAAGUACAGUAAGUUGGGGUCCAAGACAUUUUCCUAUACCGCAAAAUAUUACUUCUGUUCUGCACGUAACCUCACUAUUUUUAUUUCUCCUUAGUUUUGUUACUUGUACGCAGAAACUGACGGGAUCGACUUUGAAAUUAUAAACUUAAUCUUGAGCUAUUUAUGAUGUCAUGUCAUUUAUAAAGAUUUUUUUUCAUUUUUCCCAUGCUAUAAGAAGAUUUCUCGUUGUUUUCUUUAGUCUUGAAGUCGAUCCCGAUAACGUUACCAUUAGUAGUAUACCUUGUAGAAUUAGUAGUAUUUUGAACCAUUGUACUUCAUUGCAUUUCUUUAUAGUUAAGUAUUACAGUGAUUUGCCUUUUCAUUAAAUUUUGAACUAUAACUAAUUUACUUUGACUUUGAAUGUUUGUAGCUAGUAAAAUAAAACUUGUAUUAAUCAGUACUUAAAAUUGUGAUUUGAAAAUAGUAUUUUUAAGUAGUUUAAUUUUCAUGAAUGAAUGACAGUAAAAUUGGUAUUAAAGCAAAUAAAUGGCAAUACAAA
Messenger RNA from Trichoplusia ni (cabbage looper), 2851 nucleotides. RefSeq names its product solute carrier family 23 member 2. The coding region runs from base 265 to 2013 and encodes 582 amino acids. The record is from RefSeq and is a predicted model, not a curated record. The transcript has 13 exons. NCBI's taxonomy places the organism in Eukaryota, Metazoa, Arthropoda, Insecta, Lepidoptera, Noctuidae. Gene Ontology annotation, molecular function: transmembrane transporter activity. Gene Ontology annotation, cellular component: membrane. Gene Ontology annotation, biological process: transmembrane transport.